GAGAGACCUUUGACCUCUUCCACCAUCCCGUUCCCGAGCCGACUGCCUCUGUUCAUGUUACUGCUGCUCAUGGAGAACGACUUGUACAGGCUGUCGUCUAAUGAAGACCUCCCAGCCGUCUGCAGCCUUGCUGCCGGCCUCCAUCUCCACUCUGAAUAAAGUGCCUCAGAGUCACAGAGCAGCCGGAGUCUUCUUGCUUCUCGAAGGAGGCAAAUACACCUUCAACUUCACUGCUGCCAGAGCCGCGUGUGGAUCUCUGAACGUCACCAUGGCGACCACAUCCCAGAUAGACCGAGCGGUACAGCGCGGACUGCAGACGUGCAAAUUUGGCUGGACAGCUGAAGAAGUUGCGGUUGUUCCCCGACUUACACCUGAUAAAAUGUGUGGACAGGGCAAAACCGGAGUGGUGACGUGGAAAGCAAAUCCGGAUAAAAAGUUUGGUGCCUUCUGCUUCAAUGCAUCAGAGGAAACUCCACACAGAUCAACAGCCAGCCCACAAAUCUCCACGAUCUCCACCCCACUGAUAACAGAGACCCCGACCUCAACAGCUGCCGCACCCCUGCUCAGAUCAACAACCGAGUCUCUACCUUCAAGAGGGCCGAGAACCACACAAGUGCCCCUCACCUCAGCUUUCACCCUCAUUCUCCCCUCAACACGUUCAACUGGGAUUCCCUCCACCUCCACCACUCUCAAUACCUUCUCCACCCAUAUUCCAACCUCUCUCUCUCACCGUGUCACCUCAGAACCCGCCGUGGUCAGUUCUGCCUUUUCCACCUCUGCUCACGCCCCCAAUUUCUCUGUUUCCUCUGCGUCAGCGAUGCCGUCAACGGUGAGCCCUGCAAAACCUUCUCUUGGAGAUGUACCAACAGCCCUUAUCAUUCUUGGCACCGUCCUUCUGCUCCUAACAGCAGCCGGCAUUGUGUGGUACUAUAAACUGAACAUUUUCACCUUUUGGCCUCAGGGGCAGCAGAAGGACGACAUCGAAACUGAGAUGUGGAAGCACACCGACAGUGAGAUGGACCUACAGAGCCAGCAUGAAGGAGAGGAAGAAGAGGAGGACAGGAAGUACUCCAGUGAUAUCACGCUGUGUGUGAAUCCAGACAUGAGGACACGCUCUUUUGAGUAGCCGUAUGAUACAUCUCUGGAGGAUUUUUCUAAAACAGAUAACAGACACAGUGAUACCUGAUAUAUGCAUUCAUGCAUUUUAGAACAAGCUUUACUUCAUGAAUGCCUUGACCGGUUUAUUGAACUUGUCAAAGUGACUGUACAUAUAAACAUUCUACUUCAUGAGGCUGAAAAGCAGCUUUAUUCAGUUUGUACAGUACAUCCCUGCAUGUUUGCAUGAGCACAUGAUUUACCCCGUAAGAUCAUGUGUAUCAUUUUGAAAUAAAUGUUUAUUUUUAA
Messenger RNA from Acanthopagrus latus (yellowfin seabream), 1404 nucleotides. It is a transcript of the gene lyve1b, whose product is annotated as lymphatic vessel endothelial hyaluronic receptor 1b. Gene Ontology annotation, molecular function: hyaluronic acid binding; transmembrane signaling receptor activity. Gene Ontology annotation, cellular component: plasma membrane. Gene Ontology annotation, biological process: cell adhesion. Lineage: Eukaryota; Metazoa; Chordata; Actinopteri; Spariformes; Sparidae. The record is from RefSeq and is a predicted model, not a curated record. The transcript is spliced from 7 exons. The coding region runs from base 101 to 1126 and encodes 341 amino acids.